Messenger RNA from Acanthisitta chloris (rifleman), 891 nucleotides. Its product is annotated as casein kinase I isoform gamma-3. The annotation marks the transcript as partial. Gene Ontology annotation, molecular function: protein serine/threonine kinase activity; ATP binding. Gene Ontology annotation, cellular component: nucleus; plasma membrane; cytoplasm. The record is from RefSeq and is a predicted model, not a curated record. Gene Ontology annotation, biological process: positive regulation of canonical Wnt signaling pathway; endocytosis; peptidyl-serine phosphorylation. The transcript is spliced from 7 exons. NCBI's taxonomy places the organism in Eukaryota, Metazoa, Chordata, Aves, Passeriformes, Acanthisittidae.
AUACCUCAGGUUUACUAUUUUGGCCCAUGUGGCAAAUAUAAUGCUAUGGUGCUAGAACUACUUGGACCUAGCCUGGAAGAUUUAUUUGACUUGUGUGGUAGGACAUUUUCUCUUAAAACCGUUCUUAUGAUAGCCAUACAGUUGAUUUCUCGUAUGGAAUAUGUCCAUUCAAAGAACUUGAUAUACAGAGAUGUAAAGCCUGAGAACUUCUUAAUAGGACGACCUGGAAACAAAGCCCAGCAAAUUAUUCACAUUAUAGAUUUUGGUUUGGCAAAGGAGUAUGUAGAUCCAGAAACGAAGAAGCACAUACCAUAUCGAGAACAUAAGAGCCUUACAGGAACAGCUAGAUACAUGAGUAUAAAUACACAUUUAGGAAAAGAACAAAGUAGAAGAGAUGAUUUGGAAGCUUUGGGUCAUAUGUUUAUGUAUUUUCUCAGAGGAAGUCUUCCAUGGCAAGGUUUAAAGGCUGAUACCUUAAAAGAACGUUACCAGAAAAUUGGUGACACAAAACGAGCAACCCCUAUAGAAGUACUGUGUGAAAACUUCCCAGAGGAGAUGGCUACCUAUCUGCGUUAUGUAAGAAGGCUAGAUUUCUUUGAAAAGCCAGACUAUGAUUGCUUAAGAAAGCUCUUCACAGACUUGCUUGAUCAGAAAGGCUAUAUGCUUGAUUAUGAAUAUGACUGGAUUGGCAAACAGUUGCCUACUCCAUUGGGUUCAAUACAUUCAGACCCUGCUGUGUCUUCGAACAGAGAAGUGUAUCAGCACAGAGAUAGAAUACAACAAUCCAAAAAUCAGUCAACAGAUCACAGGGCAGCUUGGGACUCACAGCAAGUCAAUCCACAUCAUUUGAGGGCUCACCUGGCAGCUGACAGACAUGGUGGCUCGGUACAG